Molecule: messenger RNA, 2561 nt
Organism: Eleginops maclovinus (Patagonian blennie)
Lineage: Eukaryota; Metazoa; Chordata; Actinopteri; Perciformes; Eleginopidae
Gene: ing5a
Product: inhibitor of growth family, member 5a
Exons: 8
Coding region: 442-1167 (241 amino acids)
Biological process (GO): regulation of DNA-templated transcription; positive regulation of apoptotic signaling pathway
Cellular component (GO): nucleus
Molecular function (GO): chromatin binding
Source: RefSeq, a predicted model, not a curated record
AGUGUAAUCAAGUAAAGGAGUUACGUUAAACGCAGUAAGCACUAUAACAGCUGAGAUCGGAUGCGCAACCUGCAAAUUGAUAUCAAUAAGGAGGUGUAAGGUUGACGUGAAGGUUUCAAGUGAUUUAAAUGCAUAACACAUUUGCACAAAGCCAUUGGAGAUAAGGCUAUCCGAUGCGCAUGCGAGGCACAAACACAAGCAGAAAAGUUGCAUCCUGUGCGUGCACUGGAGGAGAAACUGAGUAUUCGUGACUGCAGCACUGAGGAUAGUUUCACUGCCGCACAGAGAAUCUGAUCUGCAGGCAGAAUCAAGUGUCUCCAAGCGACUGACCGGCGGCGGGCGACCCAGGGUUAUAAAACAAGCCCAACAACUAUCUGGCCAACUGUUUGCGAGCUAACUGUGCUAACGAGAAUACCGCAAAAGCUACACAGCUAACCUGAAAUGGCGACGGCAAUAUACUUGGAACAUUAUCUUGACAGUAUUGAAAACUUGCCAUGUGAGCUACAGAGAAACUUCACUUUGAUGCGGGACCUUGACAACAGGACUGAAGAAAAGAAAGGAGAGAUUGACAAACUGGCUCAGGAGUACAUUGCGAAAGUGAAGAACCUGGCCUCUGAGCAGAGAGUGGAACAUCUGCAGAAGAUUCAAAAUGCCUACAGCAAGUGCAAAGAGUUCAGCGAUGACAAAGUCCAGCUUGCAAUGCAGACAUAUGAAAUGGUGGACAAACAUAUCCGCAGACUUGAUGCAGAUCUGGCACGCUUUGAGAAUGAGCUGAAGGAGAAACUGGAAGUGAGCGGCUACGAAAGUACAGAAGGAAGAGCAGUGAAAAAGGGUGAAUCACGAGGGCUGAAAGAGAAACGUGCAUCAAGAGGAAGAGCAAAGAAAUGUUCUGAUGAAGAUUCUCCAAAAAAGAAAAAGAUAAAAAACAGCCCCGACUUGAGCGACGCUUUCCUGCCGAUGCAACCAUCAGACGUUUUGGACAUGCCAGUUGAUCCCAAUGAGCCGACCUACUGCCUGUGCCACCAGGUGUCAUACGGAGAGAUGAUUGGAUGCGAUAACCCAGAUUGUCCGAUUGAAUGGUUUCAUUUUGCUUGUGUUGAUCUCGCAUCGAAACCAAAAGGAAAAUGGUUUUGUCCGAGGUGCACCCAAGACAAGAAGAAGAAAUGAGGUUUCUAACUGCUUGACUGUUAAUGUUUGUAUUUUUGUGUAGGUUAAAAGGAUAGUUCAUCCCAAAGUCAAACAUGCUCAUUGUUUUCUCUUACUGUUAGUGCUAUUCAUCAAUCUAGAUUGUUUUGGUUUCCAUAGAGAUAUCGUUGUAUCCAACUACACCGUUGUUGUGACAGCUUGAAAUCAUUAGCGUCCUCUUUGGCUUAGCUGUAUUAUUAGCUGCCUCCUCAGAGCCUCAUUUGUGAGUAAAUCCACGCUUUCUUUUAUGCGGUGGACAGAAAAUGGAACAGAUUGCUUGAUUUGUUCAGCUUACACUCGCAUCAAAACAAUCUAGAUGGAUAAAUAUAACUAACGCAAGAGUGAAACAUGUUUUUUGUUUUUUUGAUUUGGGAUGAAUUUUCCAUUUAAUAGUGUAAUGUAUAUAUAUUUCAGAUACUACAACUCUCCAUAGACUUUGUGGGUUACACAGCUUGUAAAGGUAUAAUAUGAAUUAUGAUUAUAGCUCUACCUAUGGCCCCAUUAUUCAUCAAUUAAACCGUUUAUGAUCUGUGCACUCAGUGUAAUUUGAUCCGGGCAGUGGAGUCAAAAGGUGAACAAAUUAUUACAAAUCAGAAAGUCCUUCCUCUUGAGUCAUAAAAUGUGUAUAUUAUCGUUACUAACGUACUCAGAAAUCUUGGAUUGUGGCUUGAGCUUACUUGAAAUAUCAAUUUUAUAAAUAACUAUUUUUUUAAACAAAUUAACAGCCUGCUGAAAUUUUCAAUUUUAAACACCUUAAAACCUUACCAAAAGUUGGUGGAAAAGGAAUGAUGUGUCAUAUUUUCAGUUGCCUCCUAAGGGAAUACAUCAGCACUGCAUAAAUGACUGCAAUUGAUAACAGUGUGAAAAAAUUACGUUUUGUUGAUCCUAAACCAAACGAGAAAUCAAUGUACGUUUGUUUUGGAUUGAUUUUCAAAGAACCUGCGACAUGUUUGAAUGUAAAGUGGUACUAAUGGACAGUCAGUCAGUGUCUCAUGUCAGCCAAUGAGGUUUUAUGCACUUUGAAUGAACAUUUUCCCUGAAGAGGUUGAAAGCUGCAGGAUAGAUUUUAUGAUAUAGUUUAUCUCAUUUAAAAAUGUGCCAUAGUGCGUCACUUCAAACCAUAUAGAAAUGUAUACAUAUGUUUUUUAUGAUACGAGACAAUAUUUUGUGGGCACAGUUUUUCCAAAGAUAUAUAUAUAUAUGUUGUAUUGGUGUACACUCAAAUUGUAUUUAAUAGGAUUUUAGCAUCUUCUUUCGUAUUCAACUGUGAAUAUCACUUGCGUAGGUGUAAGCCACAAAUACACGAGCCAAAGUCUUUGUAUUUUGUAAAAUUCUGUAUUUUAUAACAAAUAAAUAUUCACUAUUAAUGAAGCAUA